This is a messenger RNA of Fopius arisanus, 2586 nucleotides long. It is a transcript of the gene Ythdf, whose product is annotated as YTH domain-containing family protein. Gene Ontology annotation, molecular function: mRNA binding; N6-methyladenosine-containing RNA reader activity. The record is from RefSeq and is a predicted model, not a curated record. Gene Ontology annotation, cellular component: cytoplasm. The coding region runs from base 16 to 2085 and encodes 689 amino acids. Gene Ontology annotation, biological process: mRNA destabilization. NCBI's taxonomy places the organism in Eukaryota, Metazoa, Arthropoda, Insecta, Hymenoptera, Braconidae. The transcript has 2 exons.
CAACUGCAAUGCCUCAUGUUUUAUAACGAUUUUUUUGUAGCGAGCAAUGGUCCCAAGGAACAUCAGGCACAGCAGCAACAGGGAGGUGAUCAUGCUGGGGAUGAUUCAUCAUUUGAUUCAUGGAGAGGAGGGAAUAAUGCACAGCACCACUCCAACUAUCCUAUUGGCACUGGGGAACCGUAUCCCUACUAUGCCGGUACGUCCUUUCAAUACCAGACAUUCGGUGCUGGUGAUGGCACGUGGUCGAAUGGCACUGAAUCAGUAGCUUUUCUCUCCGGUUACGGUGGCCAAAUUAGCCACGACGCGUACGGUAUGGAUCAGAUGUUCUCCACUGGUGCGGGAGGCGGAUUUGGGGGCUUUGGACAGCCUGCAUUUACUAAUUAUUUUCCAGGCAAUGGCGAUUUCAAUGCAUGGGGGACAACUCCCCGCAAGGCUCGUUACGAGGAUUACUACCCCCAGCCCCGCAAUCAAGACGGCACGUAUCAAGCCAACGAUAUGAAGAACCUUGAGCAAACAGUCCAGGGUCUGUCCCUGGGUGAACUGCCGCGUCACGAUCAGAGUAUGUCUUCCACCCAAUCCUCGAAAUCCGAGCCCAAAGAGCAGCGUAAAAUCACGUGGGCAAGUGUAGCGAGUCAACCAGCCAAGCCAGUGCCCCCAGUGUCAGCGAAUCCUGGAAUGAAGAAAAAAGCUGGAAUGCCACCACCGCCAAUAGUCCCGGGCAAGCACAAUAUGGACAUUGGCACCUGGGGCGAGGGUAAAUCAUCAAUUCCACCACCACCCAAAGCUCCUCUCCCACCGCAAAUCCAGCUACCAGUCGCUGCCCCAGCUCCACCAAUCCAGAGACAACGACCAACACCACCACCGAGCUGGAAACACCCAGGUUCACCCUCAACACCUCCAACAAGUGUUGGAGCACCUCAGUCUAUUCCUCAGCCACUUCAGAGUUCUCAUCAUCAGGCUGGAUCUCCACACCAACAGCAGCAACAGCAACACCCGCAGCAACAGCAACAGCAGCCCCAGCAACAAGUGGUGCAUAAUCCACAAUCACAUCGUCCAAGUCACCAGGGGUCGCACCCCGGACAUUCUGGACAUCAAGGACACCAAGGUGGGCAUCAGGGACAUCAGGGACAUCUAGGGCAUCAGCCCCAUCAAUCUCAUGGACAUCAACAGUCCCAGAAUCAGUCACAAAAUCAGAAUCAGAACCAGAAUUUGAAUCAGAAUCAUCAGAAUCAGAACCAGCAUCAACACCAACACCAGCAGUCAACUACAUCACCACAUCAGCCUCAAUCCCACCAAUCCAAUCAAUACCAGUCUCAACAAAUACCAACAGCCAAUAUUUCUCAUCCAGUUUUAGAUGAAUUGAAAGUGAAGAAUGAUUAUAAUCCGAUUGAAUUUGACCAGACAGCACCAGGGGCUAAAUUCUUCGUUAUAAAAUCGUACUCUGAGGACGAUAUUCACAGGUCCAUCAAGUAUGAGAUCUGGUGCAGCACUGAGCACGGAAAUAAAAGGCUUGAUCAAGCUUAUAGAGAGGCUAUGAGAGAGGGAGCACCUCUCUACUUGUUCUUUUCGGUUAAUGGCUCUGGGCAUUUCUGUGGAAUGGCUCAGAUGGUUUCGUCAGUUGAUUAUCAGAGCAACAGCUCGGUGUGGUCACAGGAUAAGUGGAAGGGACAAUUCAGAGUGCGUUGGAUAUACGUAAAGGAUGUUCCCAAUGCGCAAUUGAGGCACAUUCGAUUAGAGAAUAAUGAGAAUAAGCCAGUUACAAAUUCUAGGGAUGCUCAGGAGGUGCCACAUGCUAGAGGUGUACAAGUAUUACGGAUUCUUCAUUCUUACCCCCAUUCUACGAGUAUUUUUGAUGAUUUUGGGCAUUAUGAGAGGAGACAAGCUGAGGAGGAUCAGAGGAAGGUGCCUGUGAUGGGAAUGCAUCAUCAGGCGCAUUCACCUCCACCUAUGGGGGGUCACAGGGGGAGAGUUCAUGGAGAGAUGGGGAGGCAUCAGCCACACCAUCAGGGACGAGAGUCACAUCAGCCUCAUCAUCGAGAACGUGAUGGUGGUCGUGGCAGAGGACGGGGUAUGCCACGUCAGUAGCGGUGGUUAACUCACUGGAUCAAUAAUUAUGUUAAUAAUGAAAAGAUGAGAUGAACGGCUAUGGGAAAGGUGGAGAGGAUAAAGGACCUAUUACUUAUUUACCCAAGAAUGAAAAACAAGUAAACUCUGCAUUCGUGAGCACAUAAUUUUUUGCCGGACAAAACAGCAAAUGAAACUCAAUGGGACUUUGAUUUUUUUUUUUAAAUGAAGAACACAACCGAUGGAGACAGAUGGAAUACAACUGAGCGAGGAAUAACUCACCAAUGAAGACAAAUGAUGAUAAAAAUUCAGCUUGAAAAUUAUUUUUCUCAGUAUGCAAAAACUAUUUGUUCAAUUGAUACAAAUGAUUAUUGAUUGAGUGUGUCCUUAAAAAUGAAUUUAAAAAAAACGAAUAAUAGACGCUUGAAGAGAAAAAAUAAUAAUCGCCACCCAGUGGACAAUUGAAAAUUCAGUGCCUGCGGCCUCACAAUGGGGAGGGGAAACUAUUAUGAAAAAAAAAAA